Molecule: messenger RNA, 1461 nt
Organism: Lampris incognitus (smalleye Pacific opah)
Lineage: Eukaryota; Metazoa; Chordata; Actinopteri; Lampriformes; Lampridae
Gene: gjc1
Product: gap junction protein gamma 1
Exons: 1
Coding region: 1-1461 (486 amino acids)
Biological process (GO): cell communication
Cellular component (GO): connexin complex
Source: RefSeq, a predicted model, not a curated record
AUGAGCUGGAGCUUCCUCACGCGGCUGCUGGAGGAGAUCCACAACCACUCCACCUUCGUGGGGAAGCUGUGGCUCACCGUGCUCAUUGUCUUCCGCAUUGUCCUUACCGCGGUUGGGGGAGAGUCCAUAUACUAUGACGAGCAGAGCAAGUUCGUGUGCAAUUCUGGCCAACCAGGGUGCGAGAAUGUCUGCUACGACGCCUUCGCCCCUCUUUCCCACGUCCGCUUCUGGGUCUUCCAGAUCAUCCUGGUGGCCAUGCCCUCCCUCAUGUACAUGGGCUACGCUGUCAAUAAGAUCGCCCGGCUGGAUGAGGCCAAAGGUGGGACGGGCACCACCACGGUCAGAAUGGGGGGCGGAGGGGAGUACACACACAGGAAGGCUAGGAAGAUCUUUUUUGCAGCGCGGCAACACCAGGGUAUCGAGGAGACAGAGGAAGACAGAGAAGAUGACCCCAUGAUCUACGACGUGCCCGAGAUCGAGCCCCCACGAAGGCCGCGAGAUCCCCUGCAACCCACCCCGCGACCCAAAGUGCGCCACGAUGGGCGCAAGCGUAUUCGAGAUGAGGGGCUGAUGCGCAUCUACGUCCUGCAGCUGGUGACACGUACCAUGCUGGAGGCGGGCUUCUUGGCGGGCCAGUACUUGCUCUAUGGUUUCCGCGUCGCGCCAAUAUUUGUGUGCUCGGGGAAGCCUUGUCCCCACAACGUCGACUGUUUCGUGUCGCGGCCCACAGAAAAGACCAUCUUCCUGCGCAUCAUGUACGGCGUCACGGUCCUCUGCCUCACCCUCAACGUGUGGGAGAUUCUUCAUUUGGGCAUCGGCUCCAUCUGUGACAUCCUGCGUCGCCGGAGAUGCCCGCCGCAGGAGGAUGAGUACCAACUGGGGUUACUGGGAACCAAUGGGGGCGUGGAGGGAUCCGUAGGGGUACCCGGGCCUGAGGCGGGUUCGGUGGGAGGGGUUGUGGGAGAUGGGGGCGCCGAUUAUGUAGGCUACCCCUUCUCCUGGAACACGCCGUCGGCUCCACCUGGCUACAACAUCGUGGUGAAACCUGAGCAGAUUCCCUACACAGAUCUGAGCAACGCCAAGAUGGCAUGCAAGCAGAACAGGGCAAACAUCGCGCAGGAGGAGCAGCAGCAGUUUGGUAGUAAUGAAGAUAAUUUCCCCACCGGAGGGGAGGCCCGUGUGGCCCUGAAUAAAGACCUGAUCCAACAAGCUCAACUGGAGGCGGCCAUCCAGGCCUACAGUCAACAGCACCGGGCCGAGGAGCAGCUUGCAGACAACCAGGACGACAAGCCCCAGAGUAACAUCACCCAAGCCCAGCCGCAGCCGCAGCCGCAGCCGCAGCCACACAAGGAGCGCAAACAUCGUUUCAAACACGGGAAGGGAGGUAGCAACGGAGGAGGAAGCAGCAGCAACAGUAGCAGCAGCAAGUCAGGGGAGGGCAAGCCCUCCGUGUGGAUUUAA